AUGGAUAUCAAAGCUUCGUCGCGCGGCCACUUUAACAACCAGUCGGCGCACGAGCUGACCACGCCACCCGACGAGGUGGGACCCAUGCUGCCUGACGAGGGUUUCCAGGCCUCCACCGUCAUCGCUGGCCUCAUGCCCGACUCCUUCGGCGAGAUGUUCAAUUUCCUCGACGGCGACAGCUUCGGCAUUGGACCGAUGCACGAGUUUGUGUACGGUUGGCAAGCGAUUGUGAACACAAUGAGCAUGAAGAACAACGUGGAGGUGAGGAAGCGCGCCGGGCUGCAGCGGUUCGCCCUGGCGGGCAUCAACGGCAUCACGCUCAUCUCGCACAUAGGCGUCACCGAGAUCAUGAUCAAUGGCACCCGCUCCUACUGCUUCGGCGGUGUGUCGCGACCGCCGGGCCGCCGCAGCGUCAUAUGCAAGGGCGCCAUGUAUCAGGAGGGUCGAUUUUCGUGCAGGGUGCCUUUCCUGCGUUACCCAACGAUGCUCGGCUAUCGCUAUUGUAUCGACAAAUAUGCAGCAGUUAAUACUCUUGACGGCACGUACAAGACAACGUACUGCGCCCGCGGCGAGUCGGUGCCCAAGUUCCACUACGACUACAUCUGCGAGCGGCGCGACGUGAAGAUCAAGCGCAUCAAUCUCACCGAUCCCAACGAGAGGUUUAACAUUCGCAAUCCGGUGGUUCGCCGAGCGGAGUACUACAGGGCGCCGUACGACAUCCUCAAGGCCUGCCCAGACUGGUACGGCUGCAACUUGCGUAUUUCUACAGAAGCACUCCAUCAGGACAUCCCAUCGGCUCUGCUUGGCGCGAACGAAACCGCUUUCGUGGGACACGGUGGCAAGUACUGGCUGGCCCUCUACUACACUCAGCUGUCGACAUAUGCGAUCUACUUCCAAGCGCACGGCGAGUACCCGUGGCAAUCCAACCGUCCCAUCGUUUCCAUCGAUAAAGGCGGCAUAUGGGAACAACUGCUAAAGGCCAACAUCGGUCCAGACAUGAACCUGCACUACAAUCUCAACGGCAUUUAUAACCGCUACCCCGGCGGCAACGUCGCGCCGGAUCUAUUGAGGAACGAUGGCCAGGUUCAGCCGGCCAACUUUCGAACAGACAGCCGUGACGCGGCUCCCGAGGAGUUGGUCAUCGGCAACGCUCAUCUCGUCAACGGACCGGGUUCUGAGACGGGCAGUUCCAAUUACAACAAAUUCAUCCACGAUAGCCAAAUACAAGGCAGCUUUGACCACGGAAAAAACGUG
This is a messenger RNA of Iphiclides podalirius (scarce swallowtail), 1254 nucleotides long. NCBI's taxonomy places the organism in Eukaryota, Metazoa, Arthropoda, Insecta, Lepidoptera, Papilionidae. The record is from the annotation of a GenBank genome assembly.